AUGAAGCUACUCACCGUCGCCGUUUUGUCGUUGUAUCUUGAUCAUGCCGUCUUUGCUCAGUCAGAGUUGUCCAUCUCGAGUUUCGAAGUUAAAUUCACGGAAGAUUCUGGUGUGCUUCGGUCACUCCGACCGUCGACAGGCCCGUCGUUCGACUUCUCGCCCUCGGACGUCUUCCAAUACCGCAAUGAAGCCGGACAAUACCACACCGGGGACUUGACUUUCCACUACAGGACGACAGGGUCAUCGCAAUGGCAGUAUGGAGAUACUGCUGCUUGUCGGAAGAAAUGUCCGAUUGCCUCUCAUUCUUCAGCCGACGCCAUUACGUCGAACUUGAAUGAAGGACUACCGCAUCUCGAAUCCUCCUCGCUCAACGUCACUCGCAGCUGGUCUGGCCAAGCUGGCGAUCUAGCCUUGUCGUUUACCAUUGAGAACAAUGGAGAUGAAGCGAUAGAGUUGGGCAGUCUUGGGAUGCCGAUCGAGUUCAACAACAUCUUUACCAAUCGUUCCGCCACAGAAGCAACGGAGAAGUGUGUCUUUGUGGACCCGUACAUCGGUCUCGACGCAGGGUUCCUUCAGGUUACCAGAUUGACGGGUACAGGUCCGAGUCUCGUGAUAACGCCGCUGAACGAUGCGUCCAAAUUUGAGGCCUGGCAGUUUCUCGAGGAGCCUGAGGACGUGCCGUUAGGAUAUCGGAUCCAAACCUACGAGGGAAACUAUGCGUAUCAAGUGCAUACUUCUGCGCUGGCAGAGACUCAAUGGAGAGAUGCUGAGCCUUGGAAUCCGCCUACGUCAGCUGUCUUGGAAGCGGGAGAAUCUCUUACGGUGGGCCUUCGCUUUUCGGUUGCCUCCGGUGUGCAGCAGAUUGAGGAUAAAGUGGCAGAGCAUGUGCCAGUCGCUGUUGGUACACCGGGUUACGUUGUGCCACAAGAUCUGACGGCAAAGCUGUUCCUGAAGUCGAGGUCCGACAUCAGUUCAAUCAAUGUGUAUCCGAAGCACGCAUUAAGCGUAGCUGGCUGCGGCACCUACGACAAUUCUUGGAAAGGCUUCGACGUUACAGCCUCGCUCAAAGCUUUUGGCCGAGUGCGACUGGACAUCGUUUACGAAGACGGCACCCACCAGGCAGUACACUACUGGAUCGCGCACUCAAGUCCAAAAGCCGUUUCAGAACUUGGGUCUUUCUUGACACACGAGCAAUGGUAUACAAAUACCUCUGACCCCUUCGGAAGAGCACCAUCCGUCAUCACCUACAACCGCACAGCAGAUGACUACGUACUACAAGACAACCGGACGUGGAUAGCAGGCUUGAGCGACGAAGGCGGCGCUGGAUCAUUCCUUGCCGCUGGGAUGAAGCAAGCUAUCGCUCCAAAUGCCCCCGAGGUGGCCAAGCUUGAGCAGAUGGUCGAGCAGGUGGUUUGGGGAAGACUCCAGAUCUCGUCCGGAAACGAGACAUAUGCUGUCCGGAAGAGCUUGUUCUACUACCAACCAGAGCUGGUGCCCAAUUAUGAGUACGACCCGUACUUCAACUGGACAAUCAACCCCGGAGAAUCGUGGGACAAGGAGGCAGCGUAUCUCAUCGAUCGUACUUACGACUACGUGCACGUCUCUGCGCUCUACUGGGGCCUCUACCGCGCUGGCAGAACGAAUCCAGAUAUCCUGUCUCGACACUCAAAAGAAUGGUACCUCUCACAGGCGUACAACACAGUCAGAUACUCCGUCAGCAAUACCUCCGACGGCACGCCUCGGACAGGCUACUGGGACGUAGGCCUAAUGGGUGAAACAGUCUGGGGCCUCUUACUAGCAGACCUAUACGCCGAAAACUACCCCGAAGAAGCAGCGCACAUGGAGCACCUGAUGCAAGCUCGCCAAGCCCUCUGGGCCGGCCAAGCAGACCCCUUCGGCAGCGAGAUGGCCUGGGACUCAACAGGCGAGGAGGGAGUCUACUACUGGUCGCGCUACUUCAACGACUCCGCCACCGCGGACAAGUCCGUCAACGCCAUACGAGGCUACAUGCCGACGAUCCCUCACUGGGGCUGGAACGGCAACGCGCGCAGGUACUGGGACUUCUUGUACGCUGGCUCGAUUGACCUUGCGCGGAUUGAGAGGCAGAUCCAUCAUUAUGGGUCUGGCCUCAAUGCGCUGCCGAUGCUGGAUAAUUACAGAAGACACGCGGACCCGCAGAGUUUGGACGCGAUCUAUGACCUCCGUAUCGGCUAUGGAGGGAAUCAAGGUCCGUUGACUAAUAUCGACGAAGAUGGGUUUGGGAGUAUGGCGUUCCACUCGUACCCAGAUACACUGAUAUGGGACGCUUAUAGUGGAGACUACGGGCCUAACUUCUUGGGCCAUGUGCUGGGCGCUGCGACGUACUUGGUCGACCAUCCCACUUUCGGCUGGGUCAGCUUUGGUGGGAAUGUGAAGGUGUCGGAGGAUGGGCUGAUGGUGAGGUGUGAACCGCGAGAUGCUGUGAGGCGGCGAAUAUUCGUCGCAGCGAUCAGCUUAUGGGUGGAGAUCGAUGCCGGCACGAUUGAGUACUUCACUCUUGAUGCGAAGACUCAGCAGGUGAAGAUCAGUGUUUCAGGCGAGAGCACCCAACGGACCGUGAUGGUAUGGGAGCAGACAGGAGGUGAUGCCAAGGGGCCCAAGAUGAAGCCGGCGACUAAGGAUUUGAAGCAAAGAACGAAUGGGUAUGAGUUGACCUUGCCAACGACGGUCAGCUUUACUGCUGAGUGA
Messenger RNA from Saxophila tyrrhenica, 2727 nucleotides. RefSeq lists its product as uncharacterized. The transcript has a single exon. The record is from RefSeq and is a predicted model, not a curated record. The coding region runs from base 1 to 2727 and encodes 908 amino acids. NCBI's taxonomy places the organism in Eukaryota, Fungi, Ascomycota, Dothideomycetes, Mycosphaerellales, Extremaceae.